GAUUCAAACAACAGCUCUCUGAUUCCCCAUAGCGAUCAAUCCGAGCGCUGCAGUUGUCAGUAGGCUACACUUCGUUUUCCUGGGUCCAUGUUGAAGUUGGUCAGCCCAGACUUUCUCGCAUACUCAGCUUCGUCGGGUCAUUCCAGGGCACGCGUUGCAUCUGUUCCAUCCCGCUCGUCCCGCUCGCAGGUACAACAAACACCGACUACAUCCGCACAAACUCAGUAAGAGAGGAAUGCACCGGUGGAGUGUCGGAAAAUAACAUUUCUGUGUGCCGAACUGCGUAUGUGCAAACUGGCUCAAAUGAAGAUCCUACAUCUGUAUAGUGGUGAGGCCUUGUUGAUUGAACUGGCUCCAAUGGUGUAAGCCGACGCAUCACCGUGGGGGAUUCUGACAGUCCGCACAGCCCAGGCCAGUAUCAGAAGGCAGGGGAGGGUAUGAGAAUGGUGUCUAUGCCCUGAAGCCCAGCAGCAUGUCAGAGCAAGGAGACAAAUGCACCACCCCCCGCUGGAAACAUGAGGCCAUGCAAAAUGCCUUUUGUAUGUGCCUACCUGCCUUCGGUGCAGCCGCUGGCCAUCAUGAACUACUGCAUGCCUGACAUGUAUGAGAUGCCUCAUGGCGUGGGCGGUGGCUACCCGAUGCAGGGCGGUGGGGAGUACUGCAUGUAUGGAGGUGAUGGUCCCGGGGGGUACGGGCACUGUGAGCCCCAACCCAUGCACCAGAUCCACCCUCCCUGCAUGGAGCAGGCUUGGCCCCCCAGCCAGCCCUACGCCUGCUCCUACCCAGGACCCAACCCCGUGUUCAAAAGUGAAUACUGCACCAUGGAAGUGCCUCUCAGCCACUACAACCACCAGCCCGACUACUAUUCUGAGGGGAAGCCUGACUUCUCCCACAUGCAGUGGAUGCAAGAGGUUAACAAGAAAGGGUACAUCCCUAGUUACCUGGACAAGGACGAGUUAUGUGUGGUAUGUGGGGACAAAGCUACAGGAUAUCACUAUCGCUGUAUCACCUGUGAAGGAUGCAAGGGUUUCUUCCGGCGGACGAUCCAGAAGAACCUGAACCCAACGUACGCGUGUAAGUACGAGGCAAAGUGCAUCAUCGAUAAGGUGACCAGGAACCAGUGCCAGGAGUGUCGCUUCAAGAAGUGCAUCACUGUCGGCAUGGCAACAGACUUGGUGCUGGACGACAGCAAGCGGCUCGCCAAGCGGAAGUUGAUCGAGGAGAACCGUGAGCGGCGGCGGAAGGAGGAGCUCCAGAAAACGGUGUGGGACCGGCCUGAGCCGUCCCAGGAGGAGUGGGACCUGAUCCGCAUGGUCACCGAGGCCCACAUGUCAACUAAUGCCCAGGGAAACCACUGGAAACAGAAACGCAAGUUCUUGAGUGCAGUGGGGGUGAAGGAAACCAAGCCCGAGGACAUUGGUCAAGCGCCGGUCAUAAAUGCACCUGAAGGGAGCAAAGUGGACAUUGAAGCCUUCAGUCAGUUUACAAAAAUUAUCACCCCCGCCAUUACCAGAGUGGUGGACUUUGCCAAAAAGCUGCCUAUGUUCUGUGAGCUGCCUUGUGAAGACCAGAUUAUCCUAUUGAAAGGCUGCUGCAUGGAGAUCAUGUCUUUACGGGCGGCCGUUCGCUACGACCCCGAGAGUGAGACGCUGACGCUUAACGGGGAGAUGGCCGUGACCCGCGGCCAGCUGAAGAACGGAGGCCUGGGUGUGGUGUCGGAUGCUAUCUUUGAUUUGGGCUUAUCGCUGUCUUCGUUCCACCUGGACGACUCUGAGGUCGCUCUGCUACAGGCCGUCAUCCUCCUGUCCUCCGACCGUCCGGGGCUGACCAGCGUGGAGCGUAUUGAGCGCUGUCAGGAGGAGUUCCUUCUGGCCUUUGAACAUUACAUCAACUACCGCAAACACAAGGUGGCGCAAUUCUGGCCUAAGCUGCUGAUGAAGGUGACGGACCUGCGGAUGAUCGGGGCGUGCCACGCCUCCCGUUUCCUGCAUAUGAAGGUGGAGUGCCCCAACGAACUUUUCCCCCCACUCUUCCUGGAGGUCUUUGAGGACUGACGGACAGACGGAGGGACAGACGCGCACGCACACACCCUGCCAAGGUGUGUGUGGUCGGGUUGUGUGUGGGCGCCUGUCGGGGGCUACGACAGUGGGCCUCAGAGUGGCUCUAGGCGUCUUGGGACACGUUGGAACUCUCAUUAGCACUACUGAGUCAUUUCAUUCCAUAGCUUUGGUGUAGCCUAUAGCUUCUCAGCCUAGUUUUUAUGGAUGGAACCAUCCCUUACGAUGCGGGUACAAGUGAACAGCAUUUUCUUUUGGUUUUUAUUUUGUAAAUGUUUCACCUCUCCUCAGUUACUUCUCUAUAGGUUUUUUGGGUUAAUUGUACAGUCAGUCAGUCGGCUUAUUGGUGAUUAUGUCUAGUUGUUGUCGUUGGCAGCGCUCGUUCAGUCAGUCAUAUGAACCAUGCAACUUCUAGUGUUUCAUUUUACUCCAGUUUAUUAUUGAGUGCUGACUCCACCAACCCUGAGAAGGUCAGUACUGUACAAGACAGUGGCCGACAGCAGAAGCCAGUUAACCUGCAUUAUUCCAUUCCCUUCCUUUUCGUAUUCUCUUCCUACGAGACUUCCCCAGUCAGGGGAUGUGUAGUAGCUUUCAUAUAGGUGUCCCUCUGGUGCUGGUGUUCUGUGAGAGCUAUAUCUAUACCUGCUCAAUGCUGCCAUUCUAACACACUCUUACUGUACUCACAUCAUUCACACCAUAGAAAUAGUCAAUGUUCUGUAAUGGGAUGGCUAUUCUUAUUCUAUUUCUAUGAUUGACACCACAAGCUCCCACCUUGAGUAAACCUAGGCCCAUUUCUAAACAAUGGCAAGGCACAACACUAAUCCACAUCCAUGUAGAAAAAGCUAGCUAAAAGACGGCUUGUUUCUCCUCUUCUGUGUUAAACCUAAACGAUCAGGACAGAUAUAUAAGCACACUUUGACACGAAGUCAGGAAAAAGAUUAAAGCCAUUCAAUAGCUAUCUCUUUUUUUUUCACGAUGCCACUCAUGCAGUGCCAAAAAAAAUUGGGAAUUCAUCCAAUCAUUUUGGAUUGUUUCCCGGAACCAGGAUGCAUGAUCUAACCUGAUCUGAUUGGCUAUCAGUGACUUCUUCUAGAACCUAGAACAUGCUUCCGACUCUCAUUCACGUUCUAGAGUGUAGACUUGCAUCAUGAAACAGAACGUUAUUGAAACAGAGAGAAUGUUCUUGUUGUUGUCACCAUGGCGUGUAGUUCCUGAACUGCAGAUGGACAAAUCAGACAGACAGACACUGUGAGCUGUGAUGCUGGCAGAAAUUCCUCCUGCUGUCUCACAAGAUUCCAUGGGAACUUUUUAACUAUGUUCAAGCGUCAUAUUAUAUUCUCAACAUGUGAGUUACUGAAAGUGAUCAUGAUCCUCCUAUAAGGACUGGUUGUUGCUAUGAUACUUGCUAAUUGGCUGAUUCAUGCCUGUAUGACUGACAUGUGGGUAGAGUCAGGGGGUCAAACCCUUUCUAUGUUGACCACAGUCAAUGGAAUUCUGAGUCAGAGGAGAGAAUCGCUGCCACUAGGGGUGUCACACCCUGACCUUAGUAUUCUUUGUUUUCUUUGUUAUUUUAGUUAGGUCAAGGUGUGACAAGGGGUGUAUUGGUACACUAUUUAUACCGAAACGUUUGGUACGGGGACCUCGGUUCGGUCCACACUGUGAACCCGAAUGAAUAGAUAAAAAAUAUCUUAAAACAAUAAACUACUAGGCCUAUAGGUUAUGCCUACGCUGCGUUGUAUGCCUCUUGAGUAAAUCUGAGCUGAAAAAAACAUUUCAGGCUAUUCAGUUAAAACAACUAGAGCCUAUGCACACAUUGUAGGCCAAUUAAAAUUAGAAUGUUAAUUGGCGCAUUUCAAACUGUCCUUUUGUGAGGCGCAGCCGGGAGCUAGUUCUGUACGAUGGCAGGUGGUGGGGUCGAUAAACCAGCAGGAUUCUCCAUCGACAGUUUGGGAACAUUUUGGCUUCCCAGUAGAUUACAAUGGCGGUGGACAGAGAGAGUAUAUCGCCACUGCUCAACCAGAAUAGCCUAUGCAGCUGCCAACACCUCAAACAUGUUGACACAUUUACGCCAACACCAUCCCAGUAUUCUUACCAUAGGAGCAAAACGGAAACGCAAAAAAAAACAUUAAAACAAUUUUGUCUCCCCUCUGCAUUCAAGCAACUGAUUCUGACCGGGCCAAAGAAUUUCUAAGAGCGAUAGGUAUGUUUAUAGCCACGGAUAUGCGCCCAUUCUUGGUGGUUGAGAACAGGGGUUUUCAGCACCUCAUGAAAGUGCUUGAGACACUACGAAAUUCGCACUCUUGCACCCAUUUCAGCAAACGGGUAGUACCCGCUCUAUACAAGCAAGCUAAAGACAAAGUUGUCAAUGAAUUUGCCAAUAUACCCUGUGUUGUGCUUACUACAGAUGGAUGGACCUCCAGGGCAACAGAUAGCUACUUAACAGUGACACCCCAUCACAUUACCCGGAGUGGGAAAUGAGAAGUAUCGUGUGCCCAAUUUGAGAGGCACACAAAUGCGUGCCUUUGUGUCUUUGUAAGAAAACAUUAUAGCAUAGGUCUCUCUAUAUACAAUGUCUGAGCCAUAUUUACAUAUUGACUUCACACAUUAAUUGCACUUUUUAGUGUUGUUGUUGAUGAGUAAAAAUACUGUGUUGGUAUUCCUGAUGGUGCUCUCAUCAGGCAUUAUAUGACUCAUGAUCAUGUAUGGAAUCAGGAAUACCAACACUUUGUAUUUUCUUAAAUAAACCAAAAUUAACUACAGUAAAUGUUAGCCUGCCAUUUUCCCCACUGUACCGAAACCCAAUGGAAUCGUGACCCCAAAACCACAAUACAUACAGAACCGUGGGUUUGGUGAACCAUUACACCCCUAGCUGCCACAUUCAUUUAAAAAAAAUAUGAUGCAACAUCAGCAGGGUACAGAAAAAAACUUGAUGAUAAAAAAAAGCUCUUUAUUUUGGUUGUAUAUUUCUUUUAAAAAAAAAGUUGUAUGAUAUUGUGGUUUGUUUGCAACAGUUAAAAAAAAAUGUAUAAACUUUGCGUAAAAAUCCAACUAUUAUAAGCUUCACACUACUCCUCAAAGCAGCUUGUGUUUUCACUGUAAAAGUGAUGCCUUUCAUAAAGCAAUAGACUUCAACGUUUUUAAAUUACUAGGACCUCACAAUUCACACAAAAUGCACAGUUAACAAUGCGCAGACAAUCAGAGCGAGACAGACAGGUAAUUGGAAACAGGAAGUGGCGCAGGGUCCAAUUACUUCCUGGUUUACAAGUUGAAUGGGGACACGGGCUAAGUCAAUGGCCCUAGAAUCAGUUGUGACAAUCAGCAUAUUUGAGGCAAUUUGUUUGAGACAGGCAACGGCGGCGCAGAAUGGCAAGUCUUGAUCACAUAAUGAGUAGUUAUUUGGAAUGCAAGGUGAUUUAUAGUCGUCUGUAGUUGAUCUCAAACAUGCACUCUGCUGAAUGUCACCUUAUUCCACAAGAUACUUCUUAAAGCGCCAGUGUGGUAUUUUCUCUCGCAAGAGUGGUCACUCUUAAUAACUCAGUUACAAACCAAUAACAAAUGUUGCACCAAUAGAAAAGAAGCUAUUUUACAGUACUACAGAGGAUAAGGAUGUAUAUUUUCAGACUGCAGAAUUUUUUUACAGAUAUUGUAUGCAUUAUGAACAUUUUACUGUUUUACGUAAAUAACGGGAAAAAACAAUCUUUCUCUCAAUUUCAUUGCAAAACCACAAUGACAUACUGUUCUAGAUUUGCUUUAGAUAUAACUAUGUGAACAUCAUGAACUAGUAAGAUUCAUAGACAGAUUGAAGUGUUAGUUUCACCUUGACAAAAUAUCUGUUGGUUACUGUAUGGAACUAUAUCAGUGGUGGCUGGUGGCACUUUAAAUAGGGAGGACAGGCUCAUAGUAAUGGCUGUAAUGAAAUAAAUAGUGGUCUCAAACACAUCAAACAUCUGGUUCCCAUGUGUUUGAUACCAUUCCAUUCACUAUUAUGAGCCGUCCACUCGUCACCAGCCUCCUCUGAACUCAACAUAUACUAUACUGCAAAGUUGGCCAGGACAAUUUGAAUAAAAACCAGCUCCAUUUCUGAAAGCCAAGCAAAUCCACUCACUGUUAAAAGAAUAACAAAUGAUUUACUUGUGUGUUUUCUUGACUUAAUGUUUUAGCAGACAAAUACCAACAAUAUGUUUUUCAUGAUGUAGUAAACGUUUAUCAAUGAUAUCCGGAAUAUUGGAUGACAAGUCUUUGGAGAGAAAGAGUGAGAGAAUGAACUUGUGGUGUUAGUGUAAUUGAUUGAGAAUGAGUCUGUGGGUGUAGUGUUUUUGUACCAAAUUGAAACGUGUUGCACACAGCGUUGCCUAUGGAGUUGAAUCUGACCUGUUUUGACCCUGGAAGAAAAGACAAGUUGCACACAGCGUUGCCUAUGGAGUUGAAUCUGACCUGUUUUGACCCUGGAAGAAAAGACAAGUUGCACACAGCGUUGCCUAUGGAGUUGAAUCUGACCUGUUUUGACCCUGGAAGAAAAGACAAGUUGCACAAAAAAUAUAAUAAUUAUGAAUUUGGAUCCUCAUGAUUAUAAUGCCAUUUGCACGUAAUGUGAAUUGGAUCUUGAGAAUAAAGAUGGUUUUAAGAAAA
Messenger RNA from Oncorhynchus nerka (sockeye salmon), 6686 nucleotides. Its product is annotated as thyroid hormone receptor beta. The record is from RefSeq and is a predicted model, not a curated record. The coding region runs from base 516 to 2054 and encodes 512 amino acids. The transcript is spliced from 13 exons. Gene Ontology annotation, molecular function: nuclear receptor activity; RNA polymerase II cis-regulatory region sequence-specific DNA binding; zinc ion binding. Lineage: Eukaryota; Metazoa; Chordata; Actinopteri; Salmoniformes; Salmonidae. Gene Ontology annotation, biological process: thyroid hormone receptor signaling pathway; negative regulation of transcription by RNA polymerase II; positive regulation of transcription by RNA polymerase II.